AUGUCCAAAAAAAACCCUUCAGAUUUAAGCAAUAAGAUCGAUCCUACAUUCAUAUCUGGCGUUCCAUUCGGUGUGGUUUAUGAUGGAUAUGGUGAUCCUCCCAUUGACAACGCUUUCAAACUAGUAAAUUUACCGUAUGAAAGGUUCAAAAAUCUUGGAAGAGUUGAGAAGUACGUUGAACAAAUGAAGUAUCUCUUUUGGGCUGCUGGUCAACCUCAACCAAAUAUUUCUACGAAUACCUGUAAUACAGAUGCUGACAUCGCUACCAUUGAGAAAGGUGUCAAAAAUACUAGUUUUAGAGAGAACACCUUGACCAGGUCGAAUAUAUCAACUGAUGUUACUGACGUUAUUGUAAUUGAGUCCGAUUCUGAUAUGGAGAUUUCAGCUGAGGAAACUAUUAAUAGUGACAAUAGUGGCAAUGGUUGGGUUGUCGACGUGACUGGAGAAAAUGAUAACAGAAAUAAAAUGCCACAAUUGUGA
Messenger RNA from Cetraspora pellucida, 480 nucleotides. The record is from the annotation of a GenBank genome assembly. Lineage: Eukaryota; Fungi; Glomeromycota; Glomeromycetes; Diversisporales; Gigasporaceae.